This is a messenger RNA of Aricia agestis (brown argus), 1955 nucleotides long. RefSeq names its product solute carrier family 41 member 1-like. The record is from RefSeq and is a predicted model, not a curated record. The transcript is spliced from 11 exons. Gene Ontology annotation, cellular component: plasma membrane. Gene Ontology annotation, biological process: monoatomic cation transport. Bases 222 to 1694 code for a protein of 490 amino acids. Gene Ontology annotation, molecular function: monoatomic cation transmembrane transporter activity. NCBI's taxonomy places the organism in Eukaryota, Metazoa, Arthropoda, Insecta, Lepidoptera, Lycaenidae.
GUAAAUAAGUGCGUGAGAUGUUUACAUUUUUAUCUGUAGCCUCGAAAAAAGCAUUGUGACGCAAUUGACAAUUAAAAUGUAGUGCACUUUUUGUCGCGGAAACUGAAAUCUUCCGUGAUUUAGCAAAGUCUCGUGAUCAGUCGGUCGUGUUGUAAGGUGUUGUGGGGAGUGGUGUUGUGGGGAGUGGUGUUGUGUUGUGGUGUGGGGUGUAGUUGUGGAUCAUGGCUAACUCGAGCCUGGAGAUGGCUGUCACGAAGUAUUGGAGGAGCUUCCAUGGAUACACUGCCAUUGAUGAGAUUGGCAACGGGGACACGGGGUACAUCAUGGCGUCAGUGAACAAUAUCGAUCAGAAGAGCCCCGGGGAUCCGCCCGCUUCCGACAAGCGCCUCAACGACGCCGACGCCGAAAAACAGCCGCUGUCCGGGAAAAAGGAGGAGAGAUGGUGGAAUACGCUAAUGCAGGUGGCAGUGCCGUUCUUCAUAGCUGGCUGUGGUACUAUUGGUGCUGGUUUAGUUCUAGGGACCGUCAGGAAUUGGGAGGUGUUUAUCGAAGUCUCAGCCAUUUUCGUCCUCGUGCCAUCAUUGUCUGGACUAAAGGGUAACCUGGACAUGUGUCUGGCGUCGCGUCUGUCGACGCAGGCCAACCUGGGCAACAUGAAUUCGCCCAGGGAAGUCAUCUCCAUGGUCGUCGGCAACAUAUCGCUCGUGCAGGUGCAAGCGAUAGUCGCGGCGACGAUCGUGGCGAUGUUCGCGAUCGUGGUGAACACCAUCACGGACAGACAGUUCAACGGCAACUACGUGCUGCUGCUGAUCGCGUCCGCCGUCUUCACAGCCACCACCACGUGUUUCAUACUCGACUUCGUGAUGGUGAUGGUGAUAUUUGGGUCGCAGAAGUUCAAGGUGAACCCGGACAACGUGGCGACGCCACUGGCCGCCUCCAUCGGUGACAUCGUCAGCAACUCCGUGCUAGCCGUCACAGCUAACUACAUGUUCGAGCAGAUCAAGACGUCGCUAUGGCAGCCCAUCGCGCUGCUGUGCGUGUACUACUGCCUGCUGCCGCUGUGGGUGUUCAUCGUGUGGCGGAACAAGUACACCAAGACCGUGCUCACGUCAGGGUGGACGCCCGUCAUCUCCGCGCUGUUUAUUAGCGGCGUCGGAGGCAUCGUGCUCGACAAGGCGGUGGACUCGUACCCCGGCUACGAGGUGUUCCAGCCCAUCGUUAACGGCAUCGGCGGUAACCUGGUGUGCGUGCAGUCGUCCAGGAUGGCCACACACCUUCACCAGACGGCCAUCCCCGGUAUACUGCCGGAGAACACCAGGAUCAUCGAGUGGCCGUGGAAGACGCUGUUCUUUGGCACUUCAGCGGCUAAGGUGGCUCGUAUGCUGCUUGUGCUGGCGAUAUUCGGUCAGAUCAUCUUCAUGUGCGUGGCCGACUACAUCUACCAGGGGUUCCUGUCUAUACAGUUCGCGUUCGGCAUCACAUACAUCAUGUGUUCGCUUAUUCAAGUCAUGGUGUUGCUCUAUUUGGCUUACAUCCUCAUCCACUUCAUGUGGAAGAAGAAGAAGGAUCCCGACAACGCCGCCAUUCCCUACCUCACCGCUCUCGGAGACCUCCUGGGCUCAGUCUUUCUGGGCAUGGCCUUCGUCAUACUGGCACUCUUCGAUAUGGAAUAUGGUAACAAUGUUCCUGGAUAAACGAGACUUAAGGCUUGGUGUUUUACGAUUCCUAACGAGAUGCUGAGGCCUGAGUGCAUUUGCAUUCGCCAAUUUCGACAACGAAAUUAGAUGUCAAAAAUGUAUUUGACGUUAAGUGUCAACGCGCUUGCGAUGCGUUAUGUCAAUUUUGAUUUUGACAUCUAACUUCGCUAUCGAACUGUCGAAUACAUUUUGUCAUUUAAGCAUUGUAAUUUAUUUGUAAUAUAUUUAAUUUUAAAGUUACCAGUACAGUAUUGAGUC